Exophiala dermatitidis NIH/UT8656 is the source of this 1650-nucleotide messenger RNA. Its product is annotated as serine/threonine kinase 16. The record is from RefSeq and is a predicted model, not a curated record. Lineage: Eukaryota; Fungi; Ascomycota; Eurotiomycetes; Chaetothyriales; Herpotrichiellaceae. Gene Ontology annotation, biological process: transmembrane transport. Bases 1 to 1650 code for a protein of 549 amino acids. Gene Ontology annotation, molecular function: transmembrane transporter activity. The transcript is spliced from 5 exons.
AUGACGGCCGACCGACUCCCUCCGGGGACCCAACGUAUUGAGGAUCGAACAGGAUCCAAGAUCCUGCUCGCGCCCCAGCCAAAUGCCGAUCCAAACCAACCGUUGAAUUGGUCCAAGUUUCGGAAAGCUGUGCACAUGACAAUUCUCGGCUUCUAUGCGCUGAUGGUGUUUGCCAUUCUCUGUGUCUCGGUUCCGCUCUGGCAAGAUUUCAACGAGCAGCUUGGAAUGAGUUACGAUGCCUUGAACAAUGGCUAUGCGACCAACAUGGCCACCCUGUCCGUUGGAUGCAUCAUUUUCGUCCCGAUUGCCCUGCGGGUCGGAAGAAGACCCGUUUACAUCCUCACUGCGCUUGUCCUCCUUGCUGCUGCCAUCUGGCAGGCAAAAAUGCGUACGGUCGGCGAUAUGAUUGGAGCCAAUGCUGUCUCUGGGCUUGCUGGGGCCGUCAACGAGGCUGUAUUUCAGGUCACGGUCUCGGAUUUAUUUUUCGUCCACCAGCGCGGCACGAUGAACGGCAUCUAUCUCGUCACCGUCAUGGUCGGCAACUACCUCGGACCAGUGGCCGCAGGGUACGUCGCCGUGAACCAAAGCUGGCCAUGGGCGUUCUGGUACUGCGUCAUUUUUAUGGGCAUCGUUGUGGUCGCCAUGAUUUUCUUCCUGGAAGAGAGCAAAUACACCCCUCUGGUCAUGGAGGGCAGGGACGUGGUGGAUGUAACGUCACCAACCGUCCCGGAAGAAGAACUUACCAAAGUGAACAGCAUCAGCAAGGGAAGACUGGGGUCUGGAACUGGAUUUGUGUCCGAGGAGAAUAAUACGGCCAAAACCGCCAGCAACAAUACACCACAGCGCAAACGACUGGUCGAAAUCGACCGUUCCAUCCCCCUCAAGCCGUACAGGCAACGUCUGGCACUUUGGUCACUGGACAAACAAAGAACCACGGAGCGACGGAGUCUGUGGAUGCAUUUCUACCAACCGUUCCUGAUCCUGGCCACUUUCCCCGCGGUCAUGUUCACUGCGUUGCAAUAUGGUUUCUCUAUCGCCAUGUUGGCUAUCCUUGCAGUCACGCAGUCGAGCUUGUACGCCUUUCCACCGUAUAAUUUCACCCCUAUCGGUGUUGGAAAUAUGAACAUCCCGCCUUGUGUGGGUGCUUUGCUGGGCAGUCUCUUUGGAGGUCCGUUGAACGACUAUUUUAUUCUGCAGGUCGCGAAGAGAAGAGGUGGUAUUUAUGAGCCGGAAACUCGGCUUUGGCUGUUCAUCUUGCCUGCGCUUUGUAUGCCUGUUGGGCUGUUUAUGUAUGGGUUGACCAUUUCCAAGGGAAUGGCAUGGCAAAUCAACGCCGUGGGCGCCGGCUUCAUCGGCGCCGCGAUCGGCGGAUGUGGCGACAUUUCCCUCACGUAUUGUCAGGAUUGUUACCAAUAUAUCCUCGGCGAUGCUCUCACCUCGGUCGUCUUCGUACGCAACGUCAUCUCGACGGCACUAGUGUUCGCCAUCACGCCCUGGAUGAACAACAUGGGCGUGUAUAAUAUGUUUGUGUUGCUUGGAUGUUUGUCCGUCGCUGUGGCACUAACUUGUGUUCCUAUGAUUAUUUGGGGGAGGACGUGGCGGGUGAAAUUGGCCGGGCGGUAUGAGCAUUUUGCUUUGAAACAGUACUAG